GGAGAGCGCCGGGACAUGGCCGCUGCCCGCUCCUGCCUGCGCGCCGCAGCCGGCGUGGCCCUGCCCGCGGCCACGCGCGGCUGAGCCUCGACCUUGCCUUCUCCUUCCCCUCCCCGCCUGACUCUCCUCCUCUUCCUCCUCCUCCUCCUUCUCCUCCCGCCGCCGCGCCGCUCGGACGCCGCCUGGGCCGGGCCCGGGGGCGGUAGCGCUGAGGAGGGGCCCUUGCUGCCUUGCGGGGGCCGCGGGGUUGGGCGUCCCUGGGGGCCGGGGCCGGUAGCGGGGUGGCGACGGGGGUGUGCGUGUGGUGCUGUGGGGGGAGGAGGCCCUUGCCCGGGGUGGCGGCGUGUGCCCGGUGAGGGGCCGGCUCCGGAGCGGGGGGCUCCUGGUUGUGGAGCGCCGCACCGAGCGCUGGGGGCUGGGAGCUGCUUUUGUACGUGUGGUUUAUUUCAUUCGAGGGGAUCCUAGUGCGGUGCUUCAGACGGCUGCAUUUGCUGUUAGCAAUAGCUGUGGGGGUUUUUUGAGGGCUGGGUGUACUUGAUUUAUAUUUUGGGGGGUUGUUUGUGUGUUGGUUUUUUUGCUUUUUUCGCGCUUUUUUUUUUUUUUUUAUAUAUAUAUUAUUAUUUUUUCCAUAAGGACGCCUUCAGGUUUUGAAGAGCUGGACUGCCCUUGCUGAACUGUUGCUCCUCCAAGGUUGUUGUUCGCAUUGUGGGAGGACAGCCUGGCGGGAAGGUGUGAAGGUUGCGUGUCAGGAGGGCUCUGGGUCUCUUGGCUUUGACUUUUUUUUCCCGCGUAGGUUAGUGUUUUUUCUCCGGUGUCUCUGAUGCCAGAACAAGGCCCCAGAAUGAACGGUUUCUCUCUGGGCGAGCUCUGCUGGCUGUUCUGCUGCCCGCCUUGCCCCAGCCGCAUCGCUGCCAAGUUGGCCUUCCUGCCCCCGGAGCCCACCUACACCGUGCUGCAGCCCGAGCAGCAGCAGCAGCAGCAGCAGCAGGAGGCCGGGGCGGCAGCCGGGGCUGGGACCCCGACGGGAUCAGGCACCUGCAGCCUGCACUUGAGCGAGCGGGCCGACUGGCAGUAUUCCCAGCGGGAACUGGAUGCCGUGGAAGUGUUCUUCUCCCGCACGGCUCGGGAUAACAGGCUGGGCUGCAUGUUCGUACGUUGUGCCCCCACUGGCCGGUACACGCUGCUCUUCUCGCAUGGUAAUGCUGUGGACCUGGGCCAGAUGUGCAGCUUCUACAUUGGCCUUGGCUCCCGCAUCAACUGCAACGUCUUCUCCUAUGACUACUCUGGCUACGGGGUGAGCACCGGCAAGCCCUCUGAGAAAAACCUGUACGCAGACAUUGAUGCAGCCUGGCAGGCCCUCAGGACAAGGUAUGGUGUUAGUCCUGAGAACAUUAUUCUGUAUGGUCAGAGCAUUGGUACUGUCCCUACAGUAGACCUGGCAUCUCGGUACGAGUGUGCAGCAGUCAUCCUUCAUUCUCCCUUGAUGUCUGGAUUACGGGUAGCUUUUCCUGACACCAGGAAAACCUAUUGCUUUGAUGCUUUUCCAAGCAUUGACAAGAUCUCUAAGGUGACCUCUCCUGUGCUGGUAAUCCAUGGUACUGAAGAUGAGGUAAUCGAUUUCUCCCACGGCCUGGCCAUGUACGAGCGAUGUCCACGAGCAGUAGAGCCCCUCUGGGUGGAAGGGGCUGGGCAUAAUGACAUAGAGCUUUAUGCACAGUACUUAGAGAGACUAAAACAGUUCAUAUCUCAUGAACUUCCCAACUCCUGAAGAAGCCUACCUGAUUUUACCUCAGUUACUGUGAACGGAAGAAAUUACCUGGUUUUGCACAUGCUUUAACUGGAUAGCUGUAAUAGCUUUAUACUAUGAAGAAAUACCCUGUCAUUGGGGUGUUCUAAUCAAACAUCUGAUGAAAUUUGUCUUUUGUAUCUGGAAAUUAUUCUACUAAUGCACACAGAUAUGGUCAACUACUGUAAUUCCAGCAAUUUCUAGCUUCGUUGCCCUGAAGGAAGUGGGAAUACUAGCUGCUUAUGGGGACACUUUUUACCUAGUGCUGUAUUAAUCGAAGAUCAGUUCUAUCUGUCUCACUUCAGAUCAUUUAUAAUUCUGUCCUACAAAGACUCAGUGUUCUCAGUGUGGAGAACACAUCUGUUAUGAGCUACAGCUUGUUCUGAACAAUCAGUCAUGGGUUCAAUCUGAGAGAGUCCUUUCUCUGUAAAAGUUUCUAGCUGUGGUAUUGUAACUGGAAAGUUAUUGUGAUGAAGUUCCCCCUCCUCCCUUUUAGUGUUCUUUUGUUAACUUACUGAUCUUCCUGAGUAAAUUAUUUAAAUACACUUUUUCCUGGAAGUAAACAAACUACUAUAUGGGGCUAAACUCUGUAACAACUUCUCCAUUACCUGUAUGAACAUAACUGGAAUAUUCUUAAAGAAACUAGGGACAAAAUUGCUUUUGUUUAAAAAUAAAUGUGUAAAUUUACUACUAGAAAACUCAUUUUAAUAUUCAGAUGGUCUGAAUAAUAGCCAUAACAGACAUUUCCUUCUGUAAAGCAUUCCUGUAGAAUUUUUAAAAGUACUGUACAUAUUCGAAUUUACAUUGUGCAUAGAUUCUUAAUUGGUAGUUUUAAUUUAAGUCUAGUUACAAUAAACUGCAAAAUUCUGGUUUGUAUAUGAUUGAAUACAUUUUGUUAAAAUAUGUUUUUAUCCCUAUAUUAUUUUGCUAUUAAAGUUUUAUAAAGUUUCCAGGACAAAAAAAAAAUUUACACAUUUAUGUUUUGAUGAAUUUAUGUAACUAAAUUUUCAUUGAGAUGAUCUUUUUAGUUUAGAAGUAAUUUGAUUCUUUGACACUGGAAUCGCACAGAUUAUGCAUCAGAAAUGCAAGACACUUAAAAAUUGUUACACUACUAGCAUAGGUCUAAUUUUUCCAAAUUUAAAGGCCUUAAAUGUACUGUAAGCCUCAGAUUGUUGUAUAAAUUGAUCGCGAUUGAUUGCAGUUUGUGUCCUGUUGCUAGAAUGCAACACAGUGAUUGUAAUGGAAUAAAGGAUGCAUGGAUUAGAG
Messenger RNA from Calypte anna (Anna's hummingbird), 3052 nucleotides. It is a transcript of the gene ABHD17C, whose product is annotated as abhydrolase domain containing 17C. The coding region runs from base 821 to 1768 and encodes 315 amino acids. The record is from RefSeq and is a predicted model, not a curated record. Gene Ontology annotation, molecular function: palmitoyl-(protein) hydrolase activity. The transcript is spliced from 3 exons. NCBI's taxonomy places the organism in Eukaryota, Metazoa, Chordata, Aves, Apodiformes, Trochilidae. Gene Ontology annotation, cellular component: plasma membrane; endosome membrane. Gene Ontology annotation, biological process: protein depalmitoylation.